AUCAGAUAGGCCCUCCUACUAUACCAAAAAAAGCGAUUAAGCCCUCGUACCAUAAUAUCAGCCAAUUGAACACCUCAACUUUCUUUAAAUGCCCAAUUUCAAUUAUUAGCCGGUAAGAUACCGGUUACCUGAAAAAAUGCCCCCCUGGCUUCCUACGUGUCGCAAGCAAUCCUCUUUGGCUUCCUCUAAAUAUCCCCGUCACUAAUAAUCCAAGUAAGCUAUCCUCUCUCUCAGAUGCAGCUAAACUCCAGAGCAUUUAUACCCUAGGACGUCGAUUGUUCAUCUCCAGAGGGCUCGGAUGAGACGACAGUGAGCAAUCGAUAGAGAGCAAAGGAUUAAGUUCCGUACAUGUGAGGAUGUCUGCUACUUCGAUAUCAACACCCCAAAAAGGAAGUAGCUGCACUCUUCAUUAUGAGCCUCCAUUAUACUGUAGUUGUGGUCUAAAGGCGCCUCUAUGUGUUGCAAGAGAAAGCGGGAGGGCCUUUUAUGGUUGUCAAAAAUGGAAGGCAGACGGUGUUAGCGGGUGUGGUUUUUUUGAGUGGAAAGACAUUAUUGAAGAAGGGUUUGGGACUGACCACCAAAAGAGGAGUGAAAAAAUAGAGGAAAGAACUGAUAAAGUGCAGCAGGUGUUGGCUAGACAUGGUGAGCAGUUGAAACACAUGAUGAAAGUGAUGCACAGUGAAAUGGAAGCCAACAAGAGGUUCCGAAAACUGAAUGGAUGUGCUUGGAUGCUCUUGUUUUGUAUAGUAGCUAUGGUGUAUUUUCAACUAAGGAAGAGUGAUUUGUACUUUUAGGUUAUGUUUGAGUGAGGGAUGUGCUUGUAAUUUGUGUUGUUGGUAGGGAAACAUUUGCCAUUCAUACGCCGUUGUUGAUUGGUAUUUAUCAAUUGUUGUAAGGGAUAUGUGUUUUGUAAUUUACUAGUUGAAACACAUGUUUUGC
Cuscuta europaea is the source of this 939-nucleotide messenger RNA. The record is from the annotation of a GenBank genome assembly. Lineage: Eukaryota; Viridiplantae; Streptophyta; Magnoliopsida; Solanales; Convolvulaceae.